This is a messenger RNA of Bipolaris maydis ATCC 48331, 153 nucleotides long. The record is from RefSeq and is a predicted model, not a curated record. NCBI's taxonomy places the organism in Eukaryota, Fungi, Ascomycota, Dothideomycetes, Pleosporales, Pleosporaceae.
UUGUACGUCAUGGUCAUCAGCAUCUUCUGCGUGUUUUGCCUCUUUCUUCUUUCUCACUCUGACUUCGCUUAUGCUUCUGGAAAACACAACAUUCAGCCCUUUUCUUACAUAGCUAAACCCACAUACGCUGCGUACUAUACAUCCCCUCUCUAG